GCAACACAAUUCACAAACGUCUUCAGUUGUUAAGAAGUGCCAAACUUAAGAAAAAACAAAUCUUCAAAAUGUUCAAAUUGUUCACUGUCUGCUUCUUUGCUCUCUUGGCUGUCGCUUUCGCUGCUGCUAAGCCCGGUAUAUUGGCUGCCCCAGCUGCCCUUGCCUACACCGCCCCAGUGGCUUACACCGCCGGUUAUGCGCCCUACAUUGCUCCCUAUGCCAGCAGCUAUUCGGCUCAUUCGAUUGCCCACUCUGCCGCCUACCCAGCUGCUUAUGCCGCGCCCGCCGUUGCUGUGCUGCGAAAAUAGAGACUUUUCCAUAACUGGUGCUGAAAAUAGCAUACAAUAUACAUAUUGUAUAAAAUGUGCUGAAGCUAGCUGUUGCGAACAGGAAUAAAUGAGAUUUGAAGAUUAUGCA
Molecule: messenger RNA, 417 nt
Organism: Rhagoletis zephyria (snowberry fruit fly)
Lineage: Eukaryota; Metazoa; Arthropoda; Insecta; Diptera; Tephritidae
Product: cuticle protein 38-like
Source: RefSeq, a predicted model, not a curated record